UGCAACGACGAACUAAUUUUUCAAAACGUCAAUGCACGAUUCCCAGGAUCUUGUCAUGACGUCGGUAUAUGGACAACUUCGCCGGUGAGAAUCAAACUCAUCAGGGAACACAUUGUGGGGGCAUUUAAAUGGCUUUUAGGUGAUUCAGGUUAUCCUUUGGAGCCAUGGCUACUAACACCAAUAGCAACACCUUCUUCCGCUAGCGAAGAGAUUUUCAAUAAAACACAUAUAAAAGCAAGGAACACAAUUGAACGUGCCUUUGGAGUCCUGAAAUCACGAUUUCGGUGUCUAUCCAAAGAGCGCGUUCUUAGAUAUUCGCACAAAAAUGCGGCAGCUAUCAUCUAUACAUGUGUAAUAUUCCACAAUAUGCUGCAAAAACGUGGCAUAUUCACUGAUGAGGCCAUGCCACCAGAAGACCCAUCGAAUGAUGAAAAUAGUGAACCAAUAAGGUCAACAGAAUAUUAUUCUGAAGGCAGAAGGGCGCGGCAAAAUUGCAUGAACGCACUUACACUGUAA
Anastrepha ludens (Mexican fruit fly) is the source of this 516-nucleotide messenger RNA. RefSeq names its product putative nuclease HARBI1. The annotation marks the transcript as partial. Lineage: Eukaryota; Metazoa; Arthropoda; Insecta; Diptera; Tephritidae. The record is from RefSeq and is a predicted model, not a curated record. The transcript has a single exon.